GCGUGUCCUAGCUACGGGCGGCGGUCGCUUUGCGGCCCGGCUGCGGCAGCGCAGCGGAGGGGUGCGGGUUGAGGCUCGGUCCGGUCCGACCCGGCCCGGCCGCCUUCUUUGCCCCGCUAUGGCGCUCCUCCGCGCCGCCGCGCUGCCCGCCGAGGGCUCCCCGGCCUGGCUGCCCACCCACGUGCAGGUGACGGUGGUGCGGGCCCGCGGGCUGCGCUGUAAGGGCGGCGGCGGGGGCAAAGCGGGCAGCAGCGACGCGUACACCAUCAUCCAGCUGGGCCGCGAGAAGUACUGCACCUCGGUGGCCGAAAAGAGCGGCGGCUGCCCGGAGUGGAGGGAGGAGUGCUCCUUCGAGCUGCCGACCCCCGAACCCGACGCUGAGGCCGCUCUGCUGCUCACCGUCAUGCACCGCGCCCUGGUGGGCAUGGAUCGCUUCCUGGGCAUGGCCCGGGUACCGCUGCGGGCAGCGGGGCUGCAGGGCCGGGCGGCCGAGGAGCGGUGGCACAAGCUGCACUCCAAGCCCGGCAAGAAGGAGAAGGAACGCGGCGAGAUCCAGGUGAGCAUCCAGUUCACCCGCAACAACCUGACGGCCAGCAUGUUCGACCUGUCCAUGAAGGACAAGCCGCGGUCGCCCUUCGGCAAGCUGAAGGACAAGAUGAAGGGCAAGAAGAAGUACGACCUGGAGUCGGCCUCCGCCAUCAUCCCCAGCAGCGUGGCUGGGCUGGACGUGGAGGACGACUACGACGGCGGCGGCAAGAAGUCCAAAGUGAAAGGCUUCUUCUUGAAGAACAAGCUGCGCAAGUCGUCCCUAACUCAGUCCAACACCUCGCUGGGAUCCGACAGCACCAUCUCCUCGGCCAGCCUGGGCAUGGCCAGCGGCGUCGCCGAGCUGACCAGAUCCCCCAGCAGACACAGCAGUCUGUCCACGGAGCGCUCCGUGAAGGACUUCUUGCCUUCUCCGAAGCUGACCCACAAGAGAGCGUUCAGCGACGACGUCUCCCAGGUCAGCCCGGUCCUGGAGCCCAAAGCAAUCCCCGGCCUGAAGCCAAAGACCGAUCCCGUGUCCCGCUCCUCCCUCUGCAUCAACGGGAGCCACGUGUACGGUGACGAGCCCACCCCGAGGAGCCCCGUGCCCACCCCGCAGGGCUCCGCGCCGCUGCCCGUCCCCAAAAGGCCGGAGGAGGGUUUUGGCUUCACCCCGAUCCACGCCGACCCCCACGAGGUGCCCUGGGGGGCCGGCGGCUCGGAGAGGACGCAGCAAAGGGACGAGCUGAGGUUCAUCCCCUCUCCUCCCAGCUUGGUCCUGCAGGAAGAGCUCAGGGUGUCCACCAAAGCCGUGACCCUCAGCAACCACCUGGGCAGAGCCAGGAUGGAAGAAAACAGCCGCCUGGAGAACAAGCCGACCCAGGUGGCGACGCCCCUGGUCUUCUCCGGGGAGGUGGCGAAGGAGAAGCAACCCGAGGAAACAAGGAAGGAAGAAAAGAAAACGAAGGGCGGGCUCUUCCACAAGAGUGAUGCGGGGAGCAGGGGGCAGGGGGAGAAAACUGGAGCCUCGCAGGGCCCUGCGGCAGCGGGAGACGACAGGAGCAAGGCCGGAGGCUGGUUUGGUUCCAAGGAGCCCAAGGACUCUCCCCAGAAACCCAGUUUCCCGUCUGGGCCGCAUGCUUCAACAGAGGUCGCUGGGAGCUUGUGUUCCUCUGAGGAUUGCAGUCCCUCUGCCUCCCUAAGACUUAAAGAUCCGGAGGGAGAAUCUCCAGCCAAAAGCGUUGGCGUCCCCGUGCCCGAAACCACUCCUCCGUCCCACGGAGAACCUCCUCCUCCGGAUGAGGAACCCGCCACCUCUCCUGCUCCCCUCUCGGAGUGGGACGAGACCUUCGAUGCCUUUGCCACCAGCAGGCUCAGACCGGACCCAAAGAAGGAGGACUUCUUUGCUUCGGUGGCGGCGGAGGACGUGGCUUUCAUCGACGAUCCCGAUGCUGCCAGCCCCACGGAACGGUCGGCCGAGCCGGCUCCCGAGGAUGGGACGAAGGGCUUUGAAAAAAAGGCCGAGCCUCAAAUCAGCAGCGAAAUGCCCCCAGUGCUGCUGUCUUGGACGAAUUUCUCCGGUUUGGAUGUUGGGGCGAACCUGGUGAGCACAACCCAGGAAGCGACUGUGAUCGAGGAUGUGCUGAGCCCCGUGUCCGCGGGGUCGGCGGCGAGGAGGAGGAAGAGCAGCACGCCCAUGGUUUGGGCCGCCGCGUUGUCGUCGGGAAAUCCAGGGGAAAAGGAAGCAUCCACCCUGCUGAGCGCUGAUAGUUGUGGCGGGGAGGAACGGGACAGUAAUGAGGAGGAAACCUCUAGUGUAGGGGAGAACGGCUGGAUGACCAUCGCCACCGAAACCGAGCCCGAUCCCUCCGAGAGCACCCAGAGCAUUGGCCAGGGGAGCGCGUUCGGGCAGCGAUCCUUCCACAGCGAGGGCCCCUUUGAAACGAAAAGCGCUUCUCACGUCCUGCCCCGUGGCACCUUCAGCUCCGAAAACGCAGUAGAAACACUACCGGGCAGCAACGUGGCCGCCGUGUCCCCGCGGGUGCUGCAGGACAUGGCAGCGGGGCGCUUCCCCGCGGCCUCCGGCAUGGGGAAGGAGCUGCAGGAUGAUGGCGGGGAGAUGUUCGACAUCAGGAGCUCGGUGUACCGGCUGCAGGCCAGCAUGCGGCUGGAGGCCGGCGAGGGCCGCGUGAAGACGGGCUCCGACGCCGUCCUCGCUCCGUGGACGGGUGUGCGAGGGAAGGAGGAGGCCGUGCCGCCUCCCAAACCUCCGCGGUGGUUCGCGGCCACGUGCGGCGGAGGGGACGAUGAGGACAACGCUGAGGACACGACGGCGAGGCAGCGAGGUGGUGAGGAGCAGCAGGAAGGCGAGGAGGGCCUGGAGCAGCCACGGAGCCAUCCGAGCGGUGACACGGCCGUCCCUGCACCUAGCACGGCUGUGCAUGAGGAAACUGCCGACGUGGAGGCCGGAGGGGACACCUCUCUGGGGGAAGAGCCACCGGAGAUGAACGGGACGGAUGCGGCCGAGCACUUUGAGACUUGCCCCUCCAAGUUCUCCGUGGAUGAGCUCACCCCGUCGGGUGCUGCCGGGAGCUGGAGCCAGCCGGCUUUGUCUCCUCCGUCACAGCUCAGUCUCGGCGCGGAGCCGUCGAUAGCCCCAGAGCAGGGGCCGUGCCCCGAGGAGCUCGGUGUGUCAGCGCCGGACUCGGGCCUACCCGAGACCUUCUGGACGGCGUUGGAGGAGCAGGAGGCGUUGGGCCGCCCGCACAGGUUAGCGCCGGAGCAGGCCCGGGGCCGAGGUGAGGGGCCGGCAGAGGGCUGUCCCCGUCAGGCAGAGCAGGGCCGGCCGCCCGCGGGGAUAGACUUCAAGAAGGCCGAAUUCUGGAAGCCAGAUAGAACGGAGGAGAGGAACGAGCAGGAUGCUGCGAGCCCGGGCAAUCCCUUUGCUCUGGCGGUCAGCCCUGUUGCCCCCACGAACCCCUUUGUGGAAAAGCCGGCAGACACCCUUCCCAUCCAGGCUGUGCUGCCCGAAAGGUUCGCUCAGGGCUUCAGCUCCCCCCAGCUCCACGGGGAAGCCCUUCAGCAAGGCUUCCAGCCCACUAACCCCCCCAGGGACCCGCUAGGCAAUCCUUCCCUGCAUGACAGCCAGCCCUUGGCCUUCUCCACCCCUUUCCCCGUGGCUGCGACUAACCCCGAGCAGUUUGAUUUCCCCUCCCCUGCCGCGACCAGCCGCGCCGCAGCCCAGCCCUGCCCUUUGCCGCAGUCCGGUGACACACAAGCUUCAGCGCUCGUGGUUUUGCCCAGGGAGACACAGCCAGCUGAGAAGCCCUUUUUCCAGCAGACGACCAGUCCUCACCCGGUGAAACCCAUCAGUGCUGCGGUGCAGGAGGUCUCUGGUGAGAAGAAGCAGCAGCCCAAAUCCAGCCUGAGCACAGCGCUGAGCAACGGCCUGGAGAAGCUGAAGACGGUCACCACGGGCAGCGUUCAGCCUGUGGCCCCCUCGUCGUACCCGGAGAAAACAGACCCAAAGAAGGUAAAGGAUCCCACCGCGUUGGACCAAUCAGCCAAGUAUUAUCACUUGACCCACGAUGAACUCAUCCAGCUCCUGCUGCAGAGAGAGAAGGAGCUGAGUAAGAAGGAGGAGCACAUCCAGGAGCUGGAGAAUUACAUUGACCAGCUGCUGGUGCGCAUCAUGGAGCAGUCUCCCACACUCCUCCAGAUCCCGCUGGGGGAAGCCAAGACCAAGUAACCUCUGGGCAGAGACCAGCAUCACCUGCCUAAAGCACUUCCAGUAAACACGCUGCAAACAUCCCUGCACUCCCCUCCCUCCUCUUAAAGAGGGCUUCUCCAGUGGCUUCAGUUCGCAGAGUUUAGCAGGAAUGGUUAUCUGCUCCUUCCCAACCUAAGCUUAUCCCAGCUCUGGCUCCAGGGAACUAUAGGGUGGUGGGCUGUCAUCCACCCUGUGGGGAGGAGCAGAGCCCUCCUCAGCAGGCAGGUGCCUCCUGAGGUUCCUGUUGUAACCAAGUGGCAUCUUCUCAGGCACUCAUCCUACCAAUGCUUUAAGUGGUCCACGAACAUCUGAGAGCUGGAAACCAGCCACCUCGCCCUUGUCUUCAUCCUGCUGCUGCUGCUCUUCUGCAUACACUCUUCCACAGGCUCUUCUCUGAUUUGGUGUGCUCUGGCUGAUGGGCAGUGUUAAAUUGGUUGGCAGAAUUGGGGAUGCCUAAACUCAGUAAGAGUCUACCAGCACGUUAUUGUCCACUAAGUCUGCUCGGCGGGGCAGCUAGGGGAAGGGGCUGCUGCUGGAUGCCUCCUUCUCUUCCUGCCCCAUACGUUGUACCCACAAAGGAAGGCUCUGUCUGAACAGCCGGCUCCUCUUCGUGUCAGUACUGGUGGAGUAAGAGGCAGUACACAAAGCCACAGCGCUGCAAUCGGAGGCUGCAAAGACUCAAGCCAACGUCACUGCCUGAUUGUGAGCUGUGCUGGUUCCUUCUCUGCGUGCAUACAGGGUUGUGAUGCUGCCUUAGAGACCCAGCCCAAACCUGAACUUGCAGAGAGGGGCCAGCGAUGGUUUGUGCAGCGUCAGCGCUGCAGGAGAUCUUGCACACCACCCAACCCAGCACCAGGCGGGCUGGCACCAGUGUGCCUGGGGGACUCCUGUAUGCAGAAACCACAGCUGGAUUUUCUGAUCAGUAUUACACUCCCCCCUUCUCUGCGUCUGCAGGAUUUGCUUUCCACUGGCUGCCCCCUACCAUUGACUUUGUUUUUUUCAUUCUCAGUGCAACAGGAAAACGCCAUACGGACCGAAGCUAGUGUGCAGAGAACGAUGUCUGGCUGCCCAGCCACCUCUAUGCAUGAUGUCCCGUUAGGUCAGACAUCCACCAACCAUGUGCAAACCACAUUUUGUGAAAGCUAGCAAUCCAGCAAUCGACGCGGAUCACUUUCGAGCCAGUAUUAGUGCCAGAACAGCUAGAAUUAUCUCACACCUCCACGCCAACGUCAGCUCUCUGGCAGCUUGGGCCCACCCCUAGAUAAGCUAGGCCAGCUCUCUCGGGAGUUGAAUGCUUCUUGCUAACUUGGAGUGACUGUGUGAAGGCCUCUGGGUUGCUUGGUGUAGUAGAUGAUGUGAGCGUGGGGCUGGUGUGCGUCGCAGCACAGUGCAGCUUUUGGUUUGGAGGUGCUGGGGAAGGGCAUAUCAACCUCUUCUUGUGUCAGUAUUUUGGCUAGAAGGUGUCCAUGCAGGCGGAGGGUCAGCUGGUGUGGGACAUGAGCUGUCUCAGCACGUAGGGCAUCUUCUCCCCACUGCAGAUCUCCAAAAGUUACUGGAUUUUUUUAACCUUUAUAUUCUUUUCUCCUUCCUUACUUCAGCAUAUGCCACGACUGAAAAAUUGUGCCUUUUGCAAUAGAACAAUGGCAGUUCCCUGUGAGAAAAGGCUCUGAAGUCCAGUUCUCAGCUGACUGUAGCACAGCUUGGCCAGCUUUCUGUUCUGCUUGCCUGCUGAUUUGAACUAGGUGAGUCUAUAUUUUAAAGCAGUCAGCAGAGCCUUCCUAUCCCUAUGGGCGGUUUGUUUUGGUCCUUGACAGGAGUGCUGCGUGGACAGCUCCGUGAUAUGGCAGCUGCAGAUACAGGAGGUGAUACUGAGGGAAGGUGUGGCAGAUAUUAGAAGACAAAAUGCAGCUGGAUAAAGGCGGUAUUGGGUCACACUCAAAGCCUGAGGCUGACAGAAGGAAGAGGUAUCAGCUUAAAAGGAGGUUUGGCAUCUCUGCCAGUGACUAUAUUUGGUCACGUCUAGCUUGCAGACUGUCAUGUUAACAGGAGGGUUUGUUACCCUGGAAGAUAGCAGCCGUGAGCCGUUAGUUCCUACCUGUGCUUGUCCCUAAUAGGGAGCUAACUGGGCUUUUGCACUUCUCUACCUGCAUCUUUAUGUUCCUCUUCCCUCCACGUGUCUCAGAUGCAAGGACUUCAAUUUCUGGUGUAAGACGUGAGGGCCUGAGGGAAGGUGUUUCCCUCUCUAAGUAAUGAACUUCUCUUUGCCUAUAUAAUGAAAAGAUCCCAUGGCCUGGGAACUGGCUUCCCUUUCUGGGUGCCUGCCUCCUGUAAAAAGCCUUCCCCCAUAGGUGACGCCAGGCAGGGAGGAGCUGUGGACAGCUGGAAGGCAGUGCAGCAUCAGGAGAGCUGCGUGAUGCAGGAAAGAGGGUAGAGAGAAGGGCUGGGUUGCUGAGUGAGGGCAGCUCAGCUCAAAUGCAUUGGGAAGGGCACAGGGCUGAAAUCCCGCAGUGGCCGUCCUGGCUCGCUGCUGCCUGACAAUCAGCUGCUUCCUUGGGUUUCUCCCAUCAGUGGCAGGCAUUGUAGGUGCCCCCCACCCACAAGUGCCCGUGUUUUUAAGGAGCUCACUACACCUCCUCCCUGUCUCUCCUCCUCCGUUGCAUCUGACCGCCUCCGUACGCCCCUCUCUGCCUUAGGCAGCUCUGCCUCUUCUCCCAAAGCUUGAACGUUUUGCACUUUAUAUAUUCAAGUUGAUCUCAGAGCUCCAGAGGGCCGCGUCAGGGCCCCUUCAGCAAUACGUGCUUCCUUCUGCCACCCACGGGGCUGCAGAGAGAAGCAAGUGGUGGGGACAGCCGAGGCUGCCGCGAUGUCUCAUGUCUGUCAGAGCGUUUGGAAGUCCAGAGGUACCUACAAACGAUGCUCUUGUUUCGGAGGAGGCAUCUUCAAGGUGCUUUUGUCUUUUCUUUGUUUCUCCACCUCACUAUUCUGAGAAUGUUCCCCUCCCCCUCCUCCCCCCCCCCUCCCCCCCAGUUUUUAUUCUCUGCGUAAAAGCAAGCACUACACCGCUAACAAUGCCGAAGCCAGAACGUGGAACUGGAGGACCUAGAUGCUUUCUCGUAGAUGGGGAGAUGAGAAUAACAACUGGGGGGAAAUGUUGUCAAGUUGCUCACGUUCCAAAUCCGUGUUCAGUGAUAAUCUUCUGAAGGGAGGCGAGCAGCACUGCUCGCUGGGCAGGGUAACAGCCAGAGCUGCGCUGCUCUGUGCAGAACGAGCAGAUGUGAAAGAGGCUGCCUGGGCCAGCAGCAGCAGCUUUUGGUGGUUCCGUUUGAAGCACAGCCACAGCAAUAAUUCUGCCUUUUGCCUUUUGCAUCCUGAUCUGUCCUUCUCUUUCCACACUCAGGCUGUGUCACGGGUUUUCUGCAGGGCGCUGUUGCUCUCAUCUGCUCUGCUUUUGUUGUCAGCCCACAACUGGGUUUCUUGCUGUUAAAGAACUCGGGCCAAGUGGUUUAUUUUUUGUCUUUGCUGCCCCUUCUGUCCCAAAACGAUGGGAGAGAAGAGCAGCUGAGGUGUACCCUUAAACUGGAACAAAACCUGAAGGGAUGUGGAUACCGAAGUGUGACGUAGACCCAGCCAUAUGCCUUGUCUGUGAAGGAACAGCUGCGUUCUGUGUUAUAAACGUGGGGUGGAAGCCCACCCCAAAAGCAGAGAGCUAAGCGUUGGGGGGUUUCGGAGUUGUUGAUUCCCUUGUACUUCGUGUACGCGGGAGGUGGGUUCUGUGUGUUUCAUGUUUUAAUAGUUCGCAACUGAUGUUUAUAAAGAGAGCUUGUUAUUUACGUUUUAAGCACUUUAAAAAAAAAAAAAAAAAUAAAAGUUGUUCAAGCUGUUCCUA
Molecule: messenger RNA, 8180 nt
Organism: Numida meleagris (helmeted guineafowl)
Lineage: Eukaryota; Metazoa; Chordata; Aves; Galliformes; Numididae
Gene: RAB11FIP5
Product: RAB11 family interacting protein 5
Exons: 6
Coding region: 119-4273 (1384 amino acids)
Biological process (GO): regulated exocytosis
Cellular component (GO): early endosome; phagocytic vesicle; mitochondrion
Molecular function (GO): small GTPase binding
Source: RefSeq, a predicted model, not a curated record